AUGGACACAGGCCGGCCAUUCCCUAAGAAAUCUGCCAACAUUGGUGACAAUGUGGAUAGGAUCAGCAAGUUGCCUGAUGAAGCUCUUUGUCACAUUCUCUCUUUUCUUACUACAAAACAGGCAGUUUCGACUAGCAUUUUGUCAAAAAGAUGGGAGCAUGUUUGGACAUUGACCCCAAAUCUUGAUUUUUCUGAUCAGUUUUCUUACAAGUUUGCAGAAGAUUACAGUAAUUGCACAACUGUUUUCAGUUCCUUAAAGGAUUAUGUGGACCGGGUACUCUUUUAUCAUGGUGGAUCUAUUGUGCGGAAAUUCCACCUCCAAUGCAUUACUAAAGAUGCUUCCCCUAAUAUUUAUGCAUGGGUCUGUGCUGUGUUAGCUUGUAAUGUCCAAGAACUAAUAGUUGAAACUAGUUUCUGCAACAGUCAGCCACUGCCUUGGAGAGUUUUUACUUGCAAAACUUUGGUGGUUUUGAGAAUUAAUGGGAUGUUUGUCCUAGACUUGCCUACUAAUAUAUGUUUUCCAUGCCUUAAGAUCCUCAGUCUUGCUCAUGUUGUGUAUGUGGAUGAUGUCUCAAUGCAUAAGCUCUUUUCUAGUUGCCCUAUCCUUGAAGAUUUAGCUAUAGUGAGACAAGGAUGGGAUGGUGUGCAAAUCAUGAAUAUUUCUGUUCCAUCAUUGAAAAGAUUGUCUAUAUCUUCGCACUACUUUGCAGGUUGUAAGUACAAGACAGAGAUUAAAACCCCAUUCCUUGAGUAUAUUGAAUUCAAAGAUAGUUCACUGACUAAUUCUUCCAUGAGUGUUUCAUCCUCUCUAGUUGAAGCACGUAUUGAUGGUAGAUGCUCAUCUGAGUUUCUCAAUGGAAUCUCCCAAGUUAAGGUCCUAGUGCUGUCUGGCGAUGCUAUGUCGUCUCUCAAUUAUGUCCGUGAUUCCACAAUGCCCACAUUCCAGAAUCUUACCAAACUGAUGCUAUAUGUUAGUGAGUUCAUUAACUGGGAACCGCUGCCAGACUUUCUUAACAGCUCUCCUAAGCUUGAAGUUCUUGUUUUUCCAGAGGCAAGACUAGUUGUUCCUAAAGAGAAUGGCAGGGGUUUCCGUGGCUUCUAUUGGCAUUCGCCAGAGAUGGAACCUGAGUGUUUGCUCUCGAGUCUGAAGACGAUUGAAAUUAACAAUUUUGUGGGAAUGCCUGGUGAGAUAUAUCUUGCAGAAUAUUUGCUGCAGUAUGCAGAAGUUUUGGAAAUGAUGACAAUCCGAGGUUACAAUUUUUCGGGAAGGCCGAGAAUGCAGAAGAAGCUAGAGGCUCUUAGGAAUGAGAUAAUAGACUUCGCAAGAGAUUCUAGUGACUGA
Messenger RNA from Dovyalis caffra, 1341 nucleotides. The record is from the annotation of a GenBank genome assembly. NCBI's taxonomy places the organism in Eukaryota, Viridiplantae, Streptophyta, Magnoliopsida, Malpighiales, Salicaceae.